Messenger RNA from Colletotrichum gloeosporioides, 1287 nucleotides. RefSeq names its product Velvet complex subunit 2. The record is from RefSeq and is a predicted model, not a curated record. Lineage: Eukaryota; Fungi; Ascomycota; Sordariomycetes; Glomerellales; Glomerellaceae. The coding region runs from base 1 to 1287 and encodes 428 amino acids. The transcript has 5 exons.
AUGAACUACGACCAGCAACAUCCCGCCUCUGGUGGCUACCACCAUCAGCAGCAUAUGCCCCCGAACCCCUAUGCUCAACAACAGCUUCCUCCUCCUCACCAGCAACAUCACCCACAGCACCCCCAGCAGCAUCCGCAUCAUGCUCAUCCCUCGAGUCAGAUCCCACAGCUUCCUCCCAUGUCUUUCCCGCCUCCCGCGCCAGUACCUUCUAAUAUGCCUCCCAACGGUGUCCCUCCUCAACACCCUCCCGCCGUCUCUUCUGGCCCCGCCGCCUCGACUUCCGCCAGCCAGGGCCAGCCCCCCUCUUUCUCCAGGACAGACGACCUGGGCAGGCAAUAUGAGUUCGUCAAGCGUCCGAGCAAAUCCCGCGAGGUCCUCUGCUUACAAAGUCCAGGCUCGUGGUUGUCCAGCAACCCCAGCGAGCGCGCAUGUGCGGAUUCGGUGACAAGAGUAAAGGUCUUCAACCCCGAAACCGGUCGCGAGUUCAGUGUAAACGAGGUCGAGCAUGGGCAUUUCAUCAUCAAUGUCGACCUGUGGGACGAGAAGGCACAGCACGAGGUGAACCUCGUCAGGCACUCGAGCACAACGGCCUCCAUUUCUACCACAACCCCGACUCCCUUCCACACGCUCAGGCAAGACCCCCCGGGCAUGCCUCCGUACGCGGACCUGAUACCUGGCUACGCGGCCGGUCCUGCGUAUGGCCAGCAGCAGCAGCCCCCGCCGAUUCCAGGGUACCAAGGGUACCAGCCUCCUCCGACUGCAUACACGUCUACCAAUGCCUCGUUUGCGCCCCCCACUCAAUAUUUCCCGAACCAUGCCGCCAGCACCGUGCCAUCGCAGGCUGACAUGACGUACGGACAUCGCCAGUCCAUGUCGAUGGCGACAAACCAGCCCCAGGGCAUGUUCACCAGAAAUCUUAUCGGCAGCCUGGCGUCUAGCGCAUUCCGCCUCAGCGACACGGAGGACAAUGUCGGUAUCUGGUUUGUCAUGCAGGAUCUGAGCGUCAGGACUGAGGGUCUUUUCCGCUUGAGGUUCUCGUUUGUGAGUGUGGCGAAGCGCGCCGGGCAGCCCUCCGCAGCUGGCUCUUUGGUCAACAUGGGCAAGAGCAACGUGCUUGCUCAAUGCUGGAGCGACGUGUUCCAGGUCUACUCUGCCAAGAAGUUCCCCGGAGUGUGCGAAAGCACCCCUCUGAGCAAGUGUUUUGCUCAUCAAGGCAUCAAGAUUCCCAUCAGGAAGGAUGGUCCUUCGGACGGCAAGAAGAACAACGAAGAGGACGAGGAGUUUUAA